This is a messenger RNA of Aegilops tauschii subsp. strangulata, 1272 nucleotides long. Lineage: Eukaryota; Viridiplantae; Streptophyta; Magnoliopsida; Poales; Poaceae. The record is from RefSeq and is a predicted model, not a curated record.
AUGGCGAGCACAGGCGACGAGAGCAAGCAGCCACCAGAGAAGCGCGCCCGACAUGACGGCGCCCAGGCCGCGCCGGCGCCGGCGCCGGCGCGCGUGCAGCUCAACCCGGCCGACUGCAACCUCGGUCAGUGCCUGCAUUUCCAUAUCCCCCGAAAUUCUCCACGCGCUCGCUCAACUCCGGUGGUGACGCGGCUCGUCUCUCUCUCUCUCCUCACCUCUCCAGAUUUCAUCGUCGGCCAUGGCGGGCUCCGGGGGCACGCGCUGCACGGGGGCGCGUUCGCCUACUGCUGGUCGGGGGCACGCGCCACGGCGGGGGUCCGGGGCGGCGGGAAGUACUGCUUCGGGUGCUGGGUGCUGGCGGAGCAGCCCGUGGAGAUGGAGGACACGGACGCCGGCCAGCGGCACCUCUGCCGCGUCGGCGUCUCCAGGGGGGACGACCCCGUGGGCGGCCUCGGGGAGGCCGGCGGCCAGAGCUUCGCGUUCGGGGGCACCGGCGGUAAGCCCCGCCACGACGGCAACCUGAUCGACGACGAGUUUGGGGUCGGCGACACGGUCGUCUGCGCCGUGGACCUGGAUGCCAGGCCCAUGGCCUCGAUCGGGUUCGCCAAGAACGGGCAGUGGCUCGGCAUCGCCCUGCCCUUUGAUGCCAGCCAGACCCAGACGGGGCUUGGUUUGGUUGAUGCUCCUGUGAAGCCAAUGCCGUGGGAGUCGGCGAUCUUCCCUCACGUUCUGCUCAAGAAUGUGAUGGUGGAUAUGCAGUUUAGCAUGGAGGACGGGCUGGAGCCGGUCAAUGGUUACCAGCCCUGGAGCUCACUUCUUGGUGAUGGCAAUGCUGUUCUUGGGCCUGCGUUUGCAGAACAGAGGGAGUGCGAGCGAGAUCCUGGUGAUGGUUGGCCUCCCGGCUUCUGGGAAGACUACUUGGGCAGAGAAAUGGCAGGAUUGCUUAGCGAAAGAAAGAUUCCAGAUGCGCAAUUCGAUCGCUGGAUUGAUCGCGCUACUACAGUUGUCAACGGAUUGCUGCGCAUAGCUGAGAACGUCCCUCGCAACUACAUUCUCGACCAGGCGAACGUCGAAAGAAUCCCUCGCAUUCGUCUUCUGAACAGAUUCUCCAAUUUUGGCCGCAAAACUGCUGUGGUUGUUUUUCCGUCACCUGCUGAGCGAAAGUCAAGGUCCUCCAAGCGAUUCCGUGAAACAUGGAAGGAAGUGUCUGAUGAGGAGGUUAACAAGAUGUCAGUUAUGCAAUUUCUACCACUGAACUUGUUUCAGUUUUGA